Messenger RNA from Anopheles cruzii, 3364 nucleotides. RefSeq names its product beta-mannosidase (gene beta-Man). NCBI's taxonomy places the organism in Eukaryota, Metazoa, Arthropoda, Insecta, Diptera, Culicidae. Gene Ontology annotation, biological process: glycoprotein catabolic process. The coding region runs from base 603 to 3356 and encodes 917 amino acids. The record is from RefSeq and is a predicted model, not a curated record. The transcript has 7 exons. Gene Ontology annotation, molecular function: beta-mannosidase activity.
UCUGGUGGUGCGGGGGCGAGUGUGCUGGAGGCUGCUCAAUAGUGGCCGAGCCGCAGGAUGCCGCUAUUUAUCAAUCAGUCGCGUGAACACACGUCACAGCCUAAAGCGCUAGUGUAACCGCCGCCAACUGGCUACUUGACCGCUUGCAGAUAGCGCACCGGGACGGGACGGGACGGGAGCGCGCGCGGGCCAACAGUAUCAGCAGCAGGCACUUUGCGCACCAGCGCCUCCAGCCAGAUAGGAUUAUCGAGCGAACGAGGCGAGGGAUGACGAGUGGUCCGCGAAGUGCUACUUGAUCGAUCGUCCGUCCGCUCUAUCAUCGCAGUCCCGGGUCGCAGGCAGUCCACAGCCGAUACCGGACCAGAACGGGCACGCCGUGGCGCUGCUCUCUGUCCUUGUGGUCCAAAUUUCUCCAAAUUUCUCGCGUACUUUCGCUGCGUGUGUGUGUGUGUGUUUUGCAUGCGGUUGCCUUGCUCUGGUGUCCCUCAUUUGGAGAGCAAUUUGUUGAACGCUGCGUUACGGCGUUACUGUCGAUGCGGGUUGGGCCGAACUCUCGUGUGCGCUGAGAGGACACAGUUUAUCGUCGCCAACGAAAGGGUACGAUGUUGGACGCGCUGAAGUUUUUGAUGUUCGUGCUGCUGCUGCUGGUGACGAUCCUGCUGAAUCGACACGUCACCUCGAAACAGUCGGCCGAGCUCGAUCUCGAUCUGCUGUGGCAAAUCCGGGAUGGCAAAGGCGUGUACGUGCUGGUGAACCAGACGGUACCGUCCGGCGUUUACACGGCGCUGGAGAAGAGCAUGGUGAUCGGAUCGCUGCUCGAGGAGUACAACGACGUCAACACCAGCUGGGUCGGCCAGACGGAUUGGCACUAUCGGGUGAACCUCUCCUGCCUCGCCGGUGACUACCAGUACGUGGUGCUGACGUUCCAUGGCGUCGACACGUUCGCCGACGUCUACCUCGGCGACCGGCUGCUCGGUACCACCGACAACAUGUUCGUGCGCUACCGUUUCGACGUCAAGGAUCAGUGCGACGGUGGCACCAACGAACUGCGACUCGACUUCCGUUCGCCGGUCGCCGAGGCACGCCGCCGGGCCCAGAACCGCAGCCUACCGAUCGUGCCCGAGUGCCCGCCGGACGGGUACCACGGCCAGUGCCACAUGAACCUGAUCCGCAAGAUGCAGGCAAGCUUCGCCUGGGACUGGGGCCUGGCCGCCCCGUCGAUGGGCGUGUGGAAGCCGGUCCGCCUCGAGUACUACAGUUCCGCCCUGAUCCGCGACAUCACCGUGGCGAUCGGAGACGAUCGUGGCGGUGACCUGUGGACGAUCGAUGUGGCCGUGCAUCUGGAGGCGGGCCUGACCGCGCAUCCCGUCAGCGGCGUGCUGACGUUCAAGAUCUUUGAUGUACCGUUCGCGGUGGGCACCGAACCGACCGUGACGGUGACGGACACAACGGACGAGCGGGGCGAGCUGGUGGUCCGGCAUCAGCUGAGCGUGCGGAAGGAAGCCGUCGCCCUGUGGUGGCCGAACGGGUACGGUCGGCAGCAGCUGUACAGUCUGUACGUGCGCUACGAGGACGCCAUCCUGAACCGUGUGAAGCAACCGCCACACCCGGACACGCUGCACGCGGAGAAGGUCAUCCGUAUCGGCUUCCGGACCGUGCGGCUACGCCAGGACCGGAUCACCGACGGUCGAACGUUCUACUUCACCGUCAACGGGGUGCCUAUCUUCGCCAAAGGCUCCAACUGGAUCCCGUCCUCGAUACUGCCCGAACGGUCCUACGAUGCUGCGUACGUGAAGUUCCUUCUGUACGCCGCCCGGGACGCGCACAUGAACAUGCUGCGGGUGUGGGGCGGUGGGCUGUACGAGAGCGACCACUUCUACCGGCUGGCGGACGAACUCGGGAUCCUGAUCUGGCACGACCUGAUGUUCGCCUGUUCCAUGUACCCGACCGACGCCGACUUUCUGCGCACGGUGCGCACGGAGGUGCAGCAGAACGUGCGCCGCAUCCAGCAUCACCCGAGCGUGGCCGUGUGGGCGACGAACAACGAGAACGAGGUGGCCCUGCGCCAAAACUGGUACAACACGCAGGCGAACUACAGUGCGUACUACGAGCAGUACGUGGAGCUGUACGUGCACCUGGUACUGCCGGAGGUGCAGGCGAACGACCCGUGGCGCACGGUGCUCCUGUCGUCGCCCUCCAACGGUGACGAGGCGACGGAGGAAGGGUUCGUGUCCACGAACCCGCAGGACCCAUUCUACGGCGACGUGCACUACUACAACUACUUCCUGGACGGCUGGAAUGCGGCGCAGUACCGGGGCGGUAGGUUCGUGUCGGAGUACGGCUUCCAGUCGUUCCCGGCGUACAACAGCUGGCCGGAAGCGCGCAGCUACAGUCCCGACGAGCUGGCCCGCCUCAUCAACCACCGGCAGCACAGCCCAUACGGCAACGAACCGAUCCUGGAGAUGAUACGGUUCAACCUGCCGUUACCGGCGGCCGACAACGGCAGCAGUAGCAGCUACUGGCCCGACCUGAUCUAUCUCAGUCAGCUAUCCCAGGCGAUGAUCGUCAAGACGGAGACGGAGGUGUAUCGUGCGCGCCGCCUAACGUACGGCACGAUGGGGGCCCUCUACUGGCAGCUGAACGAUGUCUGGAUUGCGCCGUCCUGGUCGUCGAUCGAGUACGGCGGCACGUUCAAGCUGCUGCACGUGUGGCUGCGGUCCAUUUUCGCCCCCCGCCACCUGGUGGCGUUCGUGGACGAGGGCCACCAGCUGGAGGUGACGGCCGUCCGCGACACGCUCGGGCCGGUCGACGAGCUGUGGAGCGUCGAGCUGCACAUCCACCGGUACGGUGAGUUCGCCCCGGUUGACCGGCGCACGUACGACGGUGUGCGGGUGCCCCCGAACACGGUGGCGCUCGUGACCCGGUUCGACAUCUACGGGCACCUGGCGCAACUGGGACUGCGGCCGGCGGACCAUCUGGUGAUGCUGUACGCGCGCAGCGCCACCGGGCUGCUGCUGGCCGAGAACUUCGUGCUGCUCGACAAGCUCAAGCACGUCUCGGAUUGCACCGACCCGGCCGUCACCGUCAGCGUCGUGUCGUCGGCCUGCAGCGAGCGCAAUAAUCUGACCACCGUCAGCCUCGAGGUGACCGUCCGGGCGCCCGCCCUGUUCGUCUACCUGCAGCUGACGCCGGAAAACAGCAGCACCCUGAAGCAGUGCCAGUUUUCGCACAACGGCUUCCUGCAGUUCCAGCCCAUCCGGACCGUCCGGCUGACGUGUGUCGAUCCGGGGUGCCGGAACAAGAUUCAACCGCGCGACAUCAGCGUGCGCACGGUGAACGGGCUGUUGCGGAGUUGAGUGGAGCG